AUGGACACAACGUCGAGGGAGGACAGACAGAGCGACUCGGAAAAUGCAAACAGUAAUAGAUCGUCGGCAGACUCAAAGGAUUACCCGAUUUCUGGGGAUGGAAACAACAACAGUGAUGAUGGAAAUCGGGUAGGUGGGGAAGACCCACCGCAUAAUAGUAGUGGUAGUGGCAGUCGCAGUGACGGUGAGAACGGGAAGGAGAAGUACAGCGCGGAUAGCGUUUCACACAAAAGCGAAAAGAAAGAGGAAGAAAAAAAAGAAGUCGAAAUGGUGAGCGAAACGGAGGAAGAAAGUCGCAAAAAAAAAUCCUCCAGAAGCGAAAAAAAAAAAAAGGCACAUAAAAAAAGUGAACACUACAAAAAGUAUUUCACCAAGAAGGACCACCAGGGAGAUUCAUCCAGCAGAAGGAAGGACACCGGAGGCGAUUCCGAUGAGAAUUUUUUUUCUGCAAAAAAAAAAAUUGGCAAAAAAAAUGACGACCGGUGUGCAAAAAGAGGGGAUGAAGUGGACGAAGAUGAUGUUGACAUGUCCAUUUUUAAUGAUGAAAAUGGUGCGUACUCCAUUUUUUCUAGGUCUCCUCAUGGACGCGGCGAGGCCAGGGGACGCAUUCGAAGGAACGUCGCGUCUUCGUCGCCGCGCUCGUCUCGCUCGUCGCGGUCAUCAUUGCAGUCGUCGUCGCGUAGGUCUUCAUCCCAGUCCGCUUCUCCCGCCUCUGCCUCGCGCUCGAGGGGGCACCGGGAAGGUUCCAGUGGGAGCAGCCCGUCCGACCCGGAGAGCACAGGGCGCUACCGCGAUGGGGAUAGCGAAAGUAGUGGAAGUAGCCGAAGUAGGAGGAGUGGUAGAAGUAGGAGUAGGAAAAGUAGCCGCAGUAGGAAAAGUGGAAGAAGUUCGAAAAGCCGGAGAAGCCUCCCCUCCGAAGAAGGAGAAGUGCCUCUCCUAAUUAAUAACAUUAAACAGUUCUGUAGCAAUAUCAUUUCGAACAGAAGGAACGAGUCCGAGGAGGACUUGGCGUCCAGUGCCAUCAACAAAAAGAAGGAGUUCCUAUUGAACAUCCUCUCAAACUCAAACGAAAUGAAUAUAAGGUUAAAUGAGAGCCAUGAAAAGAUACGAGACUUGAAGAAGGACAAGGAAGACAUGAGGAAAAGCGGAAAAAUCAUGAAAAAUAUUUUGAAUCUGGGGGAGAAAAACUAUGCGGAUGAUUCUUAUUAUAGUAAGGCGAACUUUGUAAGUUCGAAGAUUACCCAGGGGGAUAAUCAAACGAUGAGGCCAGCUGGGGUGGUUAGUGACAUGGGGAGAUUGCAGCCCCCAGGAGGGGACGAUACCAUUGGGCAGGGCACCACUACGUACAUACAACCAGGGCAAGUGCAUGAAGAUUUGAAGAGGAAGCAUAAAGUGGAGGAAUUGCACCACAAGGAAAAGUGGGAAAGCAACAAAAUGAGGAACAUAAGUUCAGUGUACGACAAGUACAAAAUAUUACUAACAGAUAUAAAGUCAGGAGAGUAUUUAAACUCGAUAGAGUCAAAAUUAAAUGUGAUAGAAAAUUCUCUCCUGUGCAUGUCAGAUUUACAAGAAGGUGGGACGACAGAUGAUAGAGUGAACGUGAAGAAGAAGCUCACUGAAUUGUUCGACACAGCUGUUGAUCGCUUGUUGGAAAGUUACGAAGACGUGAAGAAGAAAAACGAUGCACAAAAGCUACACAAGGAGCAACUUAACCUGACAUGCGAUUUUAACCUUUUCCUUCGUCUUUGUAAAACCAUGCUCCAUGAUCAACAGAUGGUAUAUAAUAAUAGUAAGAAGAAUAUCAUUUUUUAUAAUAACAUUUAUAAGGUGAAUUAUGUGUUGGGGGUGAAUAGGAACAGGGACAUUUUGUUUAAUUUACAUUGCAGGAGGGGGUACCUGGUCCUAUCGGAACGUGCAGGGGAAGGGAAGAAUAAUACGGUGGAGCAGGAGGGGGUAGUUGAUCGACGCAGGUAUGGCGUAGCACCAUAUCAGCAGCGACAGACCCACAUGUGUUACGAAAAAAAGGGAAUAAUUGAAAGGCUAAACAUUUUGUGGUUUUAUGAGAAAAAAAAAGAGGUGCAUUAUUUGCAUUUAUACAAUUUAAAUAAUUUGAAUAGCAAAGUGAUGUCUGUACCUAUCGACUCUGCACUGGAGUGUAUCGACGUGGUUUUCCUAAACUCGUUUAUCCCCUUGGACUCGUUUUAUAACUCAAUGAAAAACUACUACCUAAUGGUAGUAACCGAGUUAUCUUUUUACAUUUUCAACGUACAUUUGUAUUUUAAUUGUGAAGAGGAUUAUAAUGUGUCCAUCAGUGAGCAGCUCAUAUACCAGAACAUUUACCCCUUCUACUUCAACAUUUAUCUUUUUUUACUUUUUAAAUUAACAAAGGAAGACCAGAAAAAAAAAUUUCAUUUUGUAAAGUCGUUUGAGAAAAGUGAGAGAAUUUUUCUCGGUGCCGAUGAUGGGAACGUGUAUGAGUUUAUAUACGAGAGGGAACAGCUGUUCAAGCCUUUGAGUAUUUUUAAAAAAAUGAUCGUGACGACCCUCAGUGCCGUUGUUAGUGGAGUCAAUGAGGCAUUCUUUUCUCGCAACAGGAUGGAUGAGGACUCGCUGGAUGGAGAGGAGUCGUAUUCAGACGAGCAGAACCGCAGCCUGGGCGGCAGUUACACCCGCAGUUACAGCCGCAGCGGGUCCUUGACCAGCAGCCACCGAAGUAGAAGUCCGCGAAGUAGAAGUCCGCGAAGUAGAAGCGAGCGAACGCGCAGGAGCACAUCCCGGAGUCGCACCUCGCGCACGUCGCGACGGACGCUUGGAAGUAGUCCUCACAAGAGCAGUCCCGAGAGGAGCAGCGCGCGCAGUAGGAGCCACAGCCCCAACGACGUGGCAGGUGCCGCGACGCAGCACCCAGACGAUGAAGAAGACACACUAAACGAGGACAGCAAGAAUAUUUACUGCGACGACAUUCAGCAAGUCCCCGUGAAAUAUCAUUUGAAGAAAAUAAUUAGUACGUACUUUAUAAAAUAUUUUGCCUUCUUUAAAAAUAAUGUGAGGAAAAUGCUAGUGGACAAUGAAAGAUCCAUUUUGUACGUGCUAUAUGAGAAUAGCGACCUGUAUGUGAAGCUCCUACACAAUAAUGUGGCUGGGGGCAGCUCCAGGAAUUAUUUGUCUGAAACGAUUAUCUUCACCAAGAGCGACCUCGUGUCGGAGAUGAGUAACAUUUACUUCGUGGACGACAACUGUUUUGGGUGUCCCGAGGGAUUUGUGGGUGUCCCUCCUGGUGAGGCGUUUUACGGUGGUAUGGCGGGGCGACCGGUGGGUACAAACUUUGGCAGCAGUUUUGGAAGUAGCAACUUUGGCAGCAGCAAUUUUGGAAGCAGCAAUUUUGGAAGCAUCAGCCUUGGAAGCGGUGCCCCGCAAGGGAAGGCUUCCGAAGCGAACCGCUUCUUCUACCCAACGAACCUAGAGCACAGCGUGCUGAACAAGCUGAGCAUCAUUGACAUGCACAUAAAUCACCUGCACGAGAGAAGCAACGUAUGUCUGAAGCUUGUGGACAACAAUUGCAACAUCUACUACCUGUGCCUUGUGAGGUCUCCUGAAACGAACUCAUACAAAAUUGUCCUCAAGGACUUCCAGAAUUUCCCCCACAAAAAGGGGCUACAGAUUAAUGAUAAGGAACGCAAUAUUUUGUUCACGCAUCAUUUGAAGAAUUUAUUUGUCGUUCUUAAGAAGAGGAAGGUUAAGGUGCGGGAUGCACGAGGAGAAAGAGAGGAGGGCGGGAGGGUCUCCGACAUACCUACCGGUGUGGAGAAUAACAACAGGAAGGACUCAAGAAUGGAUAGGCAGCAGGUGGAAGGAAGAACAGGUAGAGAUCCCUUUGUGCAGACGCGUCAUAUGGGAAGGUUCCCUGUUAGGGGUGGUGGUGGUGGCCCCAUGAAUGGAGUUAGGUACGGACCCAAUUCACACGACUUUGCAGAAGGGGAUAGGAGAAGGAGAGGGGAAGCGGCCCAAGAGGGUUAUAGCGAUGGGGGAAGCAUGCACGAAGGGGGUAGCAGCAGCGACUACGACAGUGAUGGGAAGGGUGGCUUCCAUGCAGAAAGAGGCGAAAGGGGGAACAGGAAGCAGGAGCGAUUUUCUUCCUCAUCAUCUGCGCCACCCCCACACCCUUGUUACAAAUUGAAGUUACUAACCACCUGCGACGAAGGUAGUGACCAAAGCAUAGGCAUGAACCCAACCCAAUCGUCUACCUCAAAAAAAAAUAAAUUCCUCUUUAGGCAGUCCAAUGAGUAUUAUAUAAACGAAGAAAUUAUUGCAAUUUUAUAUAAGAAACGUAAUUCAAAUUUUCAUGGGUUUUUUGAGCAAUCGCAGAAGAGCAAUAUUAUUAAGGACUUUUACCUAGACAAGAUUAGACGCGACAGCAUCAACCGCCUGGGCUCGAAGAAUGAGCACAACGCGAUGAGGAUGGGUUAUGGAGGCAACUUCAACCCGAUGAGUGGUCCCCUGAGGGGAGGCGAUAGUGGGCAGCCAAUGUACUACGGGGGGGGUCCCCCCCCUACGCUCAGCACAGGAGGGGUUAACAGAGUUAGCGGCGUGGGAGGGGUAAGCGGGGUAAGCGGGGUAAGCGGGGUAAGCGGGGUAAGCGGCAUGGGAAGUAUUAGCGGCCCUGGAGGGGUUAUCGGGGUUGGCGGCGUGGGUAGUCUUGGCGGGGUCAGCGGCGUUGGCGCGCCGAACUACUACGACAGCAACUUCCUCAUGAACAAUAACAGCUUCUUCUUCAAGGACGACGGAGGAGACCACCCCCGAAGGAGGUCCAUGAUGACUGAGCAGGCCCCCGGACGAUUGGAAAGCAUACCCCCCUUCUUCUUAAAUGAACACACCGUCAGUGAGUACCACGACUACUACGACCUGAUCAUAAUCACCAAGAAGCGAAUCUAUUACAUUAGCCAAAAUAGCCGCACGCAAAUGAUAGAAAAAAUGGUGAAUCAUUUUAUAACGUAUAAAAUGACCUCGCAGAACAGAAACAUAAAAUGUGUGCUUCUGAAUGAGAGGCGAAUGAGAGAGGGGAACAGUGUACCUGGUGGGGCCAAGUUGGAGGAUGAUACUGUUACGGGGAGAUCUCCACCGGCAAUUGGGACCACCGCUGUUGCAACUGCUGUGCCGACUGCUAUGCCGACUUCUAUGCCAAAUGCUACCGCGGUGGGCGUCACUGGAGGCAGUCCCUCCGCUGCGCUGAGCGACCCGAGCCAUACCGAAAUGGCCUACCACUACUACGUAAACCAGAUCAUUAAAAUGGCGUCGAGGGAUGAGUUCUUGUAUGUCAUAUGGACCAUGUUGUUGAAUCACGUGUAUAAAUACGAAAUAAUGUGUUUCAACAACGUGUAUAAUACUAGUGGGGGUAGGAAAAUGCUUCGAGGGAGGAGUUAUGGGUAUCACCAGGACUAUGGUGAGGGGAGUGAUCAAGAUGAAGACGGGUGGUACUACCGCCAUGGGGAUACUUCCAUGCAGGGUAUGCACAGGAAAGCUUAUGGGCAAAUGAACAGACGAGGAGAUUAUUACGGACAUCCUUCUUCGUACCCAAAUCAGAAGGGAAAGAAGAAGGAACAAAGAGCUGUUCACUUUGAAGGGGGGUUAAAUGAACAUGUAAGAGGAGCUACGUCUUCUCCCUCUGGAGCAACUUCAAGAAGACGAAGAAGAAGACGUGGUCAUAGCGGAAGCAACAGUAGUACGAGUAGCACCAUGGGAGGAAAUGAGUAUGGAAGAAUGAAACAAACAGGACAUAGGAGAAGUGGAAGGAAUCAAAUAGAUUAUGACAUUCUUAAUAAAAUUUAUAGGCCGACCCCUUUCAAAUUUGGCUUCCUGGACAAGGACGCUGACUACAUCAUCAAGCAAGGGAAGCUUCAACGGGCCAUGGAGCUCGAAAUUAAAACGAGAAAAAUUAAAGGAAUAAAUCACCUGUUUGAUGAUACCAUGAAUAAUUUGGAAGGGGCAGAAGAAGGAGAUGAACAUGAAGAGGAAGAAGAAGGGGAGAACGAAAGAGGUGGUGGUGGUGAUGGAUGGAGGGGUGGAAGGUCUCUUCGCAUGUUGAAGGGUGACCCUGUUAUAGACCCUUCCAGUGAGAAAUUGCUUCAGAAUAAUUCAGGCUACUACAACUUGUUCAAUGUGUGCCAGAAGAGACCCAUGAGGGAAAAGCUGCUAGAAGCGGAGAGGAACCGAAGUGGAAAUUUUGCCUUUGAAUAUUUAACGAACAAAAAUUUUGACAUUUUUUUUUUGAAGACGGUAAACAUGUACCAUAAUUCUCUGCACGUUUUGUCGAGGGGGUUGUUGCUGCUGCUCAGUCGUCUGCUCAAACCAAUUAUGUUUAUUCAUUUGUUUUCCUAUGAGAGGUACCGCGACACGCAUGUGUUUAAGUGCGCGGGGCGGACCGUCGGUCGAGGUGUGGACGGGCAAGCUGCGCGUGGACAAACUGGUCGCGGCCAAACGGGUCGUGGACAAACGGGUCUGGGCCAAGCGACUCGCGGAAGAAGUGCUGAUAGGCGAAGUGUGGGAGGCCCUUGGAAGGCGAGGAAAGUGAUGCGAAGGGGGGAAGGGGCCAGGGAGGACGGCAACGUAGGCAUCUCAGUCAUUUCCAACGAGAGGCACGAUGAAAAUGAGGAGUCCUUUUACAGCAUGAAAGAUUUUUGCAUCAUCAGAAUGAAUGACGAAGAUAUGUACUCGAAGAAGAAGAGGAAGAGAAGUUGGUACGAGGGAAACGACGACAUAUACAUACUAACUGGAAAUGUCCCUCUAGACUGUUGCCUCAAUUUGAUAGAAAAAUUAAAGUGCCUAAAUCUAUGCGUCAGCAUCAUCCUGACCACUCUUUUAAAAAAAAAAAAACAUUUUUCAGAAAAAAUUAAAGGACUAACAGACCCCUCUAUUGCAAAUGUGUACUCAGACUACACUGUCCUAAUGACAAAUGAAGUAAAUGAAUUUUAUGCCAUUUUGAAUUUCAUAAAUUUUAGUAUCGAGUACUUGCUUAUCUAUUCCAUCCUCAUUUGUGAUUAUUAUAAGAACAAGACGAUCAUGAGAAAAAAAAAUAUUGGGACGAAUCAAAACUUCCUUUAUCUGCCGAGCACCCUGUUCGAUCUACUUAUAAAAUGCAAUUUUAUGAAGACAUAUUUGAGUAAAACGUAUAGGGAUAUUUUGAAGCAAUGUCUUUUUAACAUUAUAAAAUCGGGCAAGUAUAUCCCUGUGGAAUUUUUCCAAGGGUAUAUAAUUCACAAAAAUGAAUUUUUGGCUCUAUUUUUGAUUAAGAAGAUUGAGGAGGAGGUUUACAUGAAGAAAAAAAUGAAGAUAAAAAAUGAUUAUGGAGUUUUUCGUGGUUCAAGUGGGGGGCCGGGUGGUGCACGUGGUGUGGGUGCAGGUUUCCUCAAUGGAGACGGUAACAAUGGUGGAAGUUUUUUUCCUAGUGGAAGUGGUGUUGGGAGAGAUAUUUCCACGCUGGACAAAUUUGACGAUUUACUUGCUUCAGAAAAACGGGCAGAACAUUUCAUACACGAAAAUUUGAAAGAUGCCCUCAUCAGUAUCAACAUCUUUAAGCUAAUUAUACUUUUGUACAAAGCGGACUACUACCGGUGUGCAAGUACACUGAUCAGUUUGUACAUUGAUGAGUAUAAUAAGAAACUGGUCAUGGAAGGAGGGAAAAAGGGAAAGAGGGAUAAGUUUAUUGAAAAAAAAAACACUUCCUGGUUAACACAUGAAAUUUUGUUUUGUCACCCAAAUGGAGAGAGCUCCACUAGAAAAAGAAUAUCCGUUCUAAUGAAUAAUAUGGAUCUGGAAUACACAUAUGAUUACUUUGUGCUAUUUGAAAAUUGUUUCUUCCCCAUUGAGAAAAUUGUACAUGUGAAUUAUACAAAAUAUUUACUCAAGCAUAAUGAAAAAAAAAAAAAAAAAAUUAAAACAUUUUUAACAACCCUACUAGAAUAUUCGAGCGAUAUUAAUUUGCACUUUUUUAUCUUUAACCUCAUUUUGUACAAAUGCGAUAAUCAGUUUCCUUGUCCCAUCUCCGACCUAAGAAUAUCUCCUCACCUUUACUACUUCAUUAAGCUCAAUGACAUGAAUAUACCAGAUGCUUAUGUGUAUUACUUUUCAGAAAGGAAAUAUCAGGACAUGGUAAUUUUUUACGCCAGACAAAGUUUUUGUGCGUGGGGCGAUCCUCACCCGGGGAAGCCCACCUUGAGGACUCUUUAUCAGAGCGAGGUGCAGGGCAGGCCCCAUCCGGAUGAGAAGCAAACGGAGCAGCAAAUGGAGAGGCAGAAGGAGAAGCAGAAAGAGAAGGAGAAGGGGGGGCGGGACGCCCACGCGAGGAAUCACUCGUUGGGGAAGGAAGGCACCAUUCUGGGUGACAAGGACCAGCGCACCUUUCUCAAGGGGGAGUCGCGCCCGGUGGCACCCGCGCCCUUGGGGGGAGACGCCAUCAGUGCUAAUCACUCAAGCGGUGGACAAGGCAGAGGAGAAUUCACUACUGGGGAAGCAGUUGAGAUGGAACCCACAGUGGACUACGACCCAUACAGCAGCGAACUGCUUGCCGAACUGGCUCAUAACAAUUAUAUAUAUGAGAACCACUUCAUUGGAAAUAGCUACCUGAUGUCGAACCCUAUGUAUACGCAUGAGACGAAGGAAAUUUUUAGUAGCAUUUACCGGUACCUCUACUCCAUCUUGUCUUACCCGAGCUUAAAAAAGAGAAUCGAGUUUGUGGAGUGCUGCAUGAGGGCGAAGAUAUUCAUCAUUCAGUACAGCGCGAGGAGUUUGAAGGGGACGGGUUUACACAAGAACACGUUCCUGAGUGAGUAUCUAGAUGUGUAUGCGCGUGGUGGGGGAUUAUCCCAAGGAGGAGGAAGGAAGAGAGAAGGCAACGGGGUUGAUGAUCGAGGAAGUGAACGAGCGAAGAAGAAGAAGGCUUUACAUGAGCUACUAAACACAAGUGUGGCUUUGAAGAAGGAAGUUAUAAAAAAUUAUUACGCAAUAGAUAAUGGAAUAAAAUAUGACCCAACGUUUGCAAACACCCUGAAGAAAUUGAUUAGAGAAAAUAAUUGCUUUUUCAAACCGAAGGAAGAUUAUUUACAGAAACAAAGCACGUACUUUUUACACCUGAAGGAGAUAAAGAAAUGUAGAACGGCAUUGAAUUAUCAAAAGUUACUUUUCCACGAAAUAAUAAAUUUGUUUGUUUUUUAUGUGUAUAAAUUUUGCAGUUGGGAUAUGGUGAAAAAUUAUUUUCCCGUUUUGAUGAUCGGAACGAAAGAAGAUUUAUUACAGGUAUUGACACAUUUAGAAAAUAUCAACAGAGAAGAAAUUGAUAUUGUAAAAAAAUCCUUCUCCAACAUGUAUGCAUAUUUAUCAAAAAGUAAAUUUGAACAUAUAGAUGAUGUGAUUACAGAUUAUAAUUAUAAAAUUAGUAAUCACCUGAACGGCAAGGUAAAUUUGAUUCGAAUUGCAGACAUUGUGGAUACGUUCAAAGAAUAUUUAUUUAUAAUUCAGAAAUGUAUUCAUUCAAAAGAGGAAUUAAAGGACAAGAUAUUUUUCAAUAGUAAAUUUCUUUUUCAGAAUUUUUUACCAUCGUUUAAUUUGCUCAAGUUAAUAAUUUUGUGUGACAAGAAAAAGGAAAAAAUAAAAAAUAUGAACACGAAUUGCUUUUCAACAGUAAAUCAUAUGAUCAAAAAUGACACCUCCAAAUGUAGUGCUCGUACAUUUGCUAAAUAUUCUUUUUACUUUGAGAGGUUACUUGACUUUGCCUUUUCCCUCUCCAUUACUUUUGAAAAUGUUAGUUUCGUUAUUAAUUAUAUUGGCGAUGUGAUUAAGUUGAAUGAUAUAAAAUUUAAAAAUUGCCUCUACCUCCUCGUUACGGUGAAAUUACACAAGUUCAUGAAUAAUCUGUUUGAAAUGCAAAAGGUUAGGAGUCUUUUGAAGAACAAGGUGGAGUUGUUACGGAAGAGACAGCAUAGUAGUGUGGAACCUCUACGCCUGAUUUAUUUUUUGAAUUGUGUGCCUUUAAUAUAUUUGGACCCCCAGAUGAACGUCAUUUUGAUUAAUGAGUCAUAUGAGUACACCAUGAACCAGGACAAAAUUAUUUUCUCCAAAUUAUCUCCCUUUUCGCUCGUUUCCAAGGCCGUCAACCACAAACUCAGGAGCGUGUACUCGUACCACGACUACACGGACAACUAUAAUGGGGAAGGGCAGGGCGAUGAGCGAAGUGACGAGCAGGGGGGACAAGACGGCGGACGGGAGGACGGGACAGACCACACGAAUGAAGACACCGGCAUGACUUCCGCAGAGGACUUCCUCACCAAGAAGAUCCAGCGGAACAGCGCAGCCAUCGACCGCAAUGACAGGAAGGCCCUCUACCACCUGUACAAUGUGAACUACUGCUUUAACGAAAAUGAUUAUGGUUACACCUCCGUUCGUGGAGGCUCCAACGGUGUGAAAGGUGCCCCCAACUCUGCUGCUCCCCCUACCCCGGAGCUAAUCGUCUUGACAUACAAAAACUACUGUUCCUAUAUCGUGUGGAUUGCUAACCUUCUCCUUAAUCACAAAAUUGAAUACAAGGCGUUGAUUAAUGUAUAUGUAAAGAUACAAAGCAAUAUAAAACACCAGAAAGCGUCGCAGAUGGAAGAACAUGAAAUUGCGGUUGUACUCUACUACCUCUUCACCAUGUGGAUAAAUGGAGACAAGAAUAAUUGCUCUUUCUUUUUUUACAAUGAGGAAAAGAGUUUUAAUGAGCAGAAUAGCAUUGGCUGUUUUUUGAAGGACAAGAAUGGGCAAAUCGAGUACAUAAACAACUGUUCCCUGAUCACUUUGUUGAAGGAACUUUUAUCCCGAGCGGAGUUUUAUUUCGAGUACACCUCAGAUGCAGCUUCUCGCAAUUACGACAUCAGCUGUGUCAUUUUGGAUCCCUCCAUAUAUGACAAUCACAAGGUCAGCAAAUCUGCUGUGGACAUUUUGAAGAAAUUUUUUGAUAGCAUUUAUGUGACCUUUAAUGAGGUCAUGGGGAAGGUGCCCCUGCUCAACCACAUCGUGGAGUUCCAGGCCAUCCAGGCCUUCCUCAAGCGCUUCAAGGUCUACUUGGAGGAGAUCGCCUGCAGGAUCACGCUCAGCGAGGGCCCCUUCGCGUGA
Plasmodium fragile is the source of this 11142-nucleotide messenger RNA. RefSeq lists its product as uncharacterized. Lineage: Eukaryota; Apicomplexa; Aconoidasida; Haemosporida; Plasmodiidae. The coding region runs from base 1 to 11142 and encodes 3713 amino acids. The record is from RefSeq and is a predicted model, not a curated record. The transcript has a single exon.